UGACCACAAUCCAUUGCGAACGACCAGACAAUCCUACUACUGCGCAUGCGCGUUCUGGUUGUUGUCAGCGGUGGUUAUGGAGAUGAGAUGGGACUACAAGCUGUCAACAUUACAGUGAUGUUCGUGUGUCCAUCAGAGGGAUGCCCAGAAAGAUAGGAUUCAUUGUGGUCAACUCUUCAAGUCAUGAAGACAACUUCAGUGCCAAGGAACUCAUGGUGCAUGCACCCACAGUCAAUGGCUGGAGAUCUAACAGGCUGUGCUCGUACCCUCAACACGUCACCCUCCAGCUGGUGGAGAGAAGUAGGGUGAGGAAACUGCAGCUGCUGGCCCACCAGUACCUGAUCCCAGCCAAGGUGGAGUUCCACAUUGGAGACACCCUCCCUGAAACCGGCACCUCAGGGUUUCCCGGGCAGCUUCGCAGACUCGGGUACGUGUCUUUGUCGGACAAUGAGAAGACAGGCUUCAAAGCUCGGGAGCUGAAGUCGGUCCAUGUAGACGCCGUCGGAACGUACCUGAGAAUAACCCUCCAUAGGAACCACACCAACCAUUACAAUCACCACAAUCAGGUUGCUUUGGUUGCCAUUAAUGUUCUGGGGGAUUCUUUGGAUGGCAAUGCUUUUAACACUAUUCCAAGCAGAGAGCAGCUGAUCGAACACUACCUCAACAGUACCCAGCUGGAAGCCGCCUUGGACACGACCUUCAUGGGUAAAUGUGAAUCCAUCUCGCCCUUGGACGACCUGGCCUUCGACAUGUACCAGGACCCCGAAGUGGCCCACAUCAUCCGUGUCCUGGACCAAAAGAAGCAGGACAUGGUCCGGCAGGAGAAAUACGAGCAGGCCAAGAAUCUGAAGCAGGCUGUUGCAGACCUGCAGAAGGUGGGGGAGCGUUUGGCUCGGUAUGAUGUGGAGAAACGGUGCGCGAUCGAAAAGGAAGACUAUGACCUGGCCAAGAAGAAGAAGGAGCUGAUGGAGGAGUACAGGAGGAGCGUCUACCAGCAGCUGGAAGUCCACAACCUGUUGGACAUGACAGUGAUCACACGGACCGCAGAUUCAUCCCCAGCCCAGGAUCCUCCCUCCCUUCUGCCUUCUCCAGGUCACCGUUCAGUCCCCACCAAGCCUCUUAUGUCCACAGACACAUUCAGGAAGGGGAAAAAAACGAACGCUCCUCAGAACCAACAGUCGGACGCAGAAGCGGUUGUGCCCAAACUAAGCAGCCAAGCUGACACACCGUGCACCCCCGCUGCUGUACCCAAGAUAGACGUUACCAGUGUGCCUUAUGAUGAGAAGCCGCUGCCAACCCUUCAGAGGAAAGACCGGCCUGUGGAGGCCAUCCCGAGCCCUGCAGAGCAGCACUCCCCCCAACCUGACGCCCAACAGACUCCAGACAGCCCAGAGAUGAGUGGAGAGCCAGAGCCCCUGACGGAAAAGGCCCAGAGAGAGGCCGGCCUUCCAAUAGAGGUCUAUGGAGAAAGCCUGGUGGCUGGUGCGUAUUCCAAAACCUGGUCCUACAGAGAGGAUGCUCUCCUGAACACGUACAAGAAGCUUUUGGAGCUGUCACCCACCACCCCCAAGGAGGAGCUGAGAAACAUGAUAAGAGCUGCAGUCUUCCUGGUCAAGAAGUCCCUGCUGGAUAAAGUGUCAUCUGUUUUCCACGCCUCCCUGAAGUUGCUGCGGCUCCUGCUGAGCAAGCUGAUCCCAGGGCUGGGCCGGGCCGAGGUGACCCACUGCAUGGAUCAGACUUGGCCCAACCUGCUGGCCAGGACUGGAGACUCAGCCAGCCGCCUCCGGGGAACAGCCACUGCCUUCAUACAGGAAAUUGCUGUUUUGAAGGAUGUACGCACCCUGCAGGUAAUCCCAAGUGAGCUGGUGAAGCCCUUGAAAUCCAACUUCCCCUCUCGUCUGGCUCGGAGUCGGGCCGAGCUGCUCGAGAAGCUACUCGCUGAUCUGGGUACAGGGAACUCUGGCUUCACCCUGGACAAUGUCAUGACGUUCUGUACAGCAGCUUUGCAGCACAAUGCAUCAGCGGUUCGAGAGCUGGCGGUGCGUCUCAUCUUAUCCAUGUACCAGCAGCACAGAGCUGCUGUUCUCCGCUACCUUCCACCCAAUGAUGCUGCUGCACGGAAGAACUUCCUCCUCAAAACCCUCUUUGAUGGCUUUGCCAAGAUUGAUGGAAAGCUGGUGGACACUCAGACUUUGAAGAAGGGAGGUGGUCCGCAGGAUGGGCAAAAGGAGAAGGAGGAGAUCCACUCUCUUCAGGAGCAGCUGGCUGCCUUGAAAGAGAUCACAGAGAGAGGGAAUGAAAGCACCAAAGGACAAAUGACCAAGAAAGAAGCUCCCAAAGUUGAUUCCCAAAAAUCCAGCAAAACAACUGUCACAAAAGUGCCGCAGAACAAGGUAACGGACAGUAUUGACGUUCAACAAUCUAUCAACGAUCUGGACAACCUGUGUAUAUUCUGCGGUAAAAAGGAUGAGUCAUUCACAGAGGAUGGAUUGGACCUUCACUACUGGAAACACUGUCCUAUGCUGAGACGCUGCGAUGAAUGCAGACAGGUAGUGGAGAUAGCCAGCCUCACCGAGCACCUACUGGGUGAAUGUGAAAGCAGGUCCAAGUUCAGCCAGUGCCCGCGCUGCUCGGAGGCCGUGGCCACUGAAGAUCUGACUCGCCACGUCCAGGGUCCCGCCUGCAACACCCCCAUCUCGGGUAAAGGCUCCAACCACUGUCCUCUGUGUCACAACAACUUCAUACCCGGAGAAAAGGCCUGGAAGGCUCACCUCAUGGGCAGGGAGGGCUGUAAACAAAACUCACGCAGGACUGCGGUGUCCCAGAGAACCCAGCCAGCACAAGGCAGGGCUGUUGGUGGAUCCAAGCUGAACCAGGCCUGGUCGGUCGGGGCCAGAGCCAGAGCUAUGGGCCGAGGCAGCCGGAUCCCGGCCCUGGCACCCCUCGCCAGAGGACACACACCGGGGAAGCACUGAGGCUGGUUCGUAGCAUCCAGGGGAGGAUCCCAACAGCAACAAACACCCCUGAAGUAACCCAAUAUUUCCUUGUUCCUGCAUAUCAGCACUUUUAGAAAAGACAUCUGACAGGUUUCACAUCUUUCUAAGAUUACCGUCUUAAUCAGCGUAUGUACAAACAUUACAGCAGGGUGUUGUAACCCCUUAUUGAGACACUAUUGAUUCCCCGUAUUAGUUUCUAGUCACACACCUGAAGGCUAGUGAACAUGUGCACACCGUGUGCUGUUGGCUGAUAAUCUCCUUACAGGUUGUCUCGGUUUUGAGGCUGUUAUUUUUCAUAUCGCUCACUGCCAUUUGGAGCCACCGUGGUGGGUAAAUAUACACCACUGAUUUGGUUUUGUACUCUCAUUGGUGACUCACAAGAGACAGAUUUAAAAAAAGAAUGGUCAAAGAUAUCCUGACAUUUAGUCCCUAAUGGCAUCCUCUCGUUAGUUUGCGAUGCAGGCUUUCUCUUAUUAACCGAGCCCAAGCUGAGAUAAACCCUGAUGACAUCACUAUGACAUCAUUAGGGUUAUUAUAUCAGACUUGACAAAGCUGGUAAACUAACACAAGCUAUCCAAUGAUACUAUAAAUGUGAACAUUUUAUUUUAAAAUUGUAAAAAUGGGCAAUUUUUCCAUUAUAAAAAUAAUUUUCGGCAUUGCAUUUAAAAUAUUUAAAUCACAAACUCUUCAGUAAAACCCAGGAUGUAAAUAAAACUAAAAUGAGCGACCACUUCCCAUGGACAACCAGUGUAGUACCAUUAAAUAUGCAAUCAAUCGCUACAUCUUACCAGGCGACGGUGACAGCAUUUGAUACUUAGAAACAUUCCUCUCCUUGUAGAAGCAGUAAUGAGAGGAGAGGAGAAACGAGGUUUAGUGACAAGACUUUCCUCCCCUGGCAACACUCCAGCAUCCUACAGCCACCUAAAACAACCUCAAUGUAGCUUCACUGUCAGCUUCACGCUUUGCCAUCUGUUUACAUUUCUCUUUUCGUGCUUUAGUCGUGAAUAAAUGAUAUUGAAAGAAUGAAGUAGCACUUUGCCAAAGGGAUGAUGAUGCUGUACUUUCAGUACAGUAUGGACUUUAUUUAUUUUCCUGCCUAAAGGAACAGUGUGUAGCAUUUAGGGGGAUCUAUUGGCAGAAAAAUGGGAUAUAAUAUUAAUGAGUAUGUUUUCUUUAGUGUAUAAUCACCUGAAAAAUAAUCCUGUUUUUGUUACCUUACGCUGGAUUUACACCAGAGCAGCUGUGAAGUGUGGCCUCCGGUGAGCUGCGAUGCAAUGUCUAUGAAAAGCUGUGGCCAAACAAAAGUUGUGAAAAGUUUCACUUUUAGCGGCGAAGUGCAGCCAGAAAGGACCCACAGCCAGACCCUGUGAAUCCUGUGACAUGUUGACCUAUGUAACAAAGAAUUUAUUCCCGCCUGAAACACAUGAACACGCCUCCCAGCUGCAGAAAAAUGAAAUUAUUGCGGCGAGCCUCACUUUGCCGCUGUCUGGUGUGAAUUUGGUGUUAGAAGGAGCCGUUUAUAUCUACAUAUGGAGCAGGUCCUCUUCAGGGGAGCCGGCCGCCGUGUUUCUACAGUAGCCCUGAACGGACAAACCGAACACUGGCUCUAAGAUGGGGCCAUUCACGUUUUCACGUCGGCCACCGUAGUUCUCCUACACGCUUGGCACGCGGGAGAAGUUUCAGUCGGUCGCAAUCUGCGACCUCAACGCUAGAUGCCGCCAAAUCCUACACACUGCACCUUUAAUGCCUACUGACAAUCUCGAGUAGAUAGCACAGUUUUAUAUUCUCUGCUAGUCCAGUGAGAGAGACAAAGUAGAUCUUUUAACUUAACAAUGGAGAUGAAUGUAAUGUACUGUAUACAGUAGAAUUUGUAUAGCACCGAUUUUUCUUCAACUUAAUUUAUGCUGAAUAUGACUGAGGCUGACCCUGAUACACACUCUUUAAGGACUCUGACAAUAAUUUGUAAGAUUUAAAGCUAUAAUUUUAUUACUUCUAUUGUUCUGCACAGUGUUAUGACGUUGUUGUUUGUAAUAUAUUUGCGAUUCAACCACAGCCAAGAAGAACUAAAACAAAAAACAUCGGUAAAACAGUCUGAGAUGUUUUUGAUAUAUAUUUGUUUAGCGAGUUGUAAUAUUAGUAAGGUAAAUUCUUUAUUAACUAAUUGUUGUGGAGAAACAACUUCAAUAUAGUUUAUAUGCAUAAGAGAAUAUAUUUGAGCUUCCCAAUCCAUCACACUGGCUUUAAUAUGCUUCUGUACUGAGGACUAUUUUUGUGUUUUUAUGUGCAUAGUAGUCAGUAUUUUCUGAAUAAUAACGAUAGCGUCAAAUGGCUAUUUUUGUCUGCAAAAAUAUCUGUAUUUGUUUAAAUAAAUGCUAAACAUUG
Molecule: messenger RNA, 5378 nt
Organism: Sebastes umbrosus (honeycomb rockfish)
Lineage: Eukaryota; Metazoa; Chordata; Actinopteri; Perciformes; Sebastidae
Gene: cep104
Product: centrosomal protein 104
Exons: 22
Coding region: 141-2975 (944 amino acids)
Cellular component (GO): cilium
Source: RefSeq, a predicted model, not a curated record